This is a messenger RNA of Trypanosoma brucei brucei TREU927, 4551 nucleotides long. RefSeq lists its product as hypothetical. The record is from RefSeq and is a predicted model, not a curated record. The coding region runs from base 1 to 4551 and encodes 1516 amino acids. The transcript has a single exon. NCBI's taxonomy places the organism in Eukaryota, Euglenozoa, Kinetoplastea, Trypanosomatida, Trypanosomatidae.
AUGAGGGUGAUCGCCGUUGGAAGAGACGCGAAGGGUCAUUUGUCUGAUUCAGACUUCAUUUUUAGAUCAAGACAAUGGGUAUCCUGUGCAACACCUGCAGGUGCGGCUGGUCGAGGUAGAGCUCCACGAAGAAGCAGUGUUGUGAGCCACAAAACUUCGAGGCCUUCUUCCCGGGCGCAGAGUGCGACGCCACUGACGCGGGGACUUGACUACACACCGCUUCAACGGAGGACGAGGGUUCGAUCAGUGAGACCAGAUUCCGAAGGAAGGGGGGGGAAAUCCGUUCGAGGUGAGUCAAAACCACCGCAUUCAUUCCACGGGUGUGAAAGGCCUACAAGUAGUACUGGAGACGAGGCUCGCAAGAGGGUUCAUGCGGCAUUAGACAUCGCCUGGCAGAAAUUCGGGGAGGCGCGUGUCUUCAUUCAGCACAAUUGCUUCCAGCAGGCCCUCCUGCGGUUAGAGAGUGCAAAAUAUCUGAUAGAUACAACCGAAGCAGUUGGUGAUUGCUGUUCCGUUUUAAGGCGCCGACUUGCCAUGGAACAACUCGGAAAGGAACUCAGCGCGAUUUCCCAUUCAUGCAUAAUACGUGGAUACCAUUCCCGCAAGCAAGACCCAACAGUCACUCGACCACCGUCUUCCAUAAUCGACGGAUCGUUUACCGAAGGGUGCAAAGAUGGUGACCGCCACGGCAGCCGCGCUGCUGACUGCAGUGAUGCUGAUGGAGGGGGGAAGCCAUGUGCUCACGGGGGUGGCAAUGCGGGGUCCACAGGAGUGGUUGGUAAUGACUUUCCCUGUAUGAAGCAGAAACAACAACUGUUUUUUACUAAGUUAAAUAACUAUAUGGGAAACAGUGUCAGGGACUCCAGGGACUUUGAUAGUGUUCGCAGAGCCAGUUAUGGGAGUGGAAUUCCAGUGGCUGCUCACGCAGGCUCCGGGGUCGUGCAUGGCAGUUGCAUUCAAAGUGUACCUUGCGGAUCACGUAGUCCGAACAGUCUUUCGUGUGGGUCGUUUGGUGUGUCAUCGCAUUCCCAACCUGCAGCUCAGCAUCUAUUUACGGCUGCUCCCGCCUCACCGAUGCGGGUGCCGAGGUCAUGCAGUGGCUUUGAUGGGUCCCGUUGCUCCUCAUGUAAUUUAUCUCGACCUGGCAUUGACCAUUGGAGACCCAUGAGUGGUGGACAAUCCCGGGAGCAAGAAGAGAUUGAGGGGCAGCGGCAAAAUGGUUAUUCUUUCUGCACACCUCAUUGCAGCCGCCCAGGCACUCGAGUAGACAAACUUUCAUUAAAUCCGACAGGGGAGACACAUAUGAGAGCAGAUAACGGAUCGUCCACGUCCCCUGUAUACGGAGAGGGUCAUCAACGUACGGACAUUAGUGGCGGUUAUUUGCCCUCCAGCACUUAUUGGCGUGCGUUAUCUGGGAACCAAGGCAAUUCCCAAUCAAGGGAUGGAAUGUGUACUCCUAAUGCUUCAACUCGAAGGUCGAGCGGGAUGCCCAACUCUGCAAGUACCACUCACUGGAGUUACUCGCAAAACUGGCCAAUUAACGCUUCCCCCCAGAGUCCUGUUAAUGGUAGACGCAUGUCUGUCUCGCCCCAACGGAAUCGUCGUACGAGGGUAUCUCCCGGAACAAAUGUGGGAAUGCCACAACGAAUGCAACAGGACGACUCGAUCUUUGACUUAGGAGAGCCGAAACUGGUGAAAUUAUACUCGUUUGAAAGAAGGUCACCCAGCAGGCGCGUCCAGACUCCCAAGAGAUUUCACCGUUUCUAUGCAUCAGGUACAGGUGAUGCACCAAUGUCUGCAUAUUCGUCCAUGCGUUUUAAUAGUUCUUCCCGGUCUCGUUCAGGAGCAACAUCGUGUGACCAAUCCCGUAAUAAAUUGUCCCCAUCACUGCAGCAGCAUGUGGGUGGGCUCAGUUUCAACAGCAACAGAAAUAAGUUCGGAGUGACUGCUGCUGAUUCGUUUGCAGCUCUAGGAGUUUCUUACCCCGGUCUUUCUGGGUCCACUUCGUCUCGUGGAACUGGGGCUAGGGACAUCACUACACUUCGAAACCGGAGGACGCGGGGAAAUUUCUCCCACAAUAGACCUGAAAUAGAAGGACGCGGGACACGUGAUGCUUCUUUAUUUGAUGGCAGAGUACCGGGAUGUCCCUUGCCCGAUGGUGCACAAAUGACUGAGAGUGUUUUCCACCGCUACUUCGACGGGAUCAGAAGCUAUCAGCAAGCUCGCAUGCUUCACAAACGAGUAGUAGAACAGCUGCUUCUCGAACAUGAGGUAGAGGAGAUAGAAAGGGAAAAUUGUGGAGAGGGGGGAGAAUAUGACGUGAAUCGCAAGGAGGUAUUAUUACACCAUCUAGAAGAUGCGUACAACCGUUGGCUAGUAUCGCACCUUGGAGCGAAACAGAAGUUGUUAAACCGAGAGGAGAUGCAGGGUGGGGAAUUGGGGGUUACGCUUAGGCAUGUAACGGACGAAGGGGUAGAGGAGCGUCGAAUCGUGCGUCCAUCAUCGUGUGAUUCCGCGAAAAGUGUCCAAUCGACUAAAGUUUUAGGGAACCAGAAGCCACACAUGACGGGAGAGGAAAACUUGAGGAGAUAUCAGGAUUUUAGAAGCGCAUCGCAAGCGACUGUACGAACUGACGAAGCAGACACCGCAUCGGUGAAACAUCAACUUUCCAGCGACAGCCCCGCGGGUUUGCCCCGGCACACAACCAUGGGGAUGAUUGUACAAAAGAGUAGCGGUGCUCCGCAGAAUGAGUUACUGGGCACCGGUCACAAACACGAGUCUGCCGUUGAAGGCUGUGUCACAGUGGCUCCAAACGAUAAAUUAAACAGAGUUACUGACAUCAGCCACGGAGCACAUUUAAAGACUUGCAAGGAGAAGGCUUCCACCGUAAGGGACACCGUUCUAAAAGCAAAGGAAACGAAUGGAAUGGGAGCUGCAGGGUUGAGUGUUGACCGGCGAUCGGGAGGAGGAUCCAACGAAGAGGCACAUACGGGUGGUAAUGUUUCAGCAGGUGAAGUUUCGAAUGUAGCGAGUCUUACCAAGAUAGGUAAAGGUGCGCUAUCAAAUGCCAGUGAUGAGCAGGAGCCCACCACUAAAGGUGUUGUCAACCCUGUUGAAGGAACUGUCAUUGAGGGCUCCGCGAGGAGGGCUGAUGAGCAACAACGGGACCUGUUGGAAAAUACCACGAAAUCAUUGGAACCAAAAUCAGAGGCUGCCUCUGAAGUAAGCGACGGCACACAGUCCGCCGCAAGCGUAGGGCAGGGGCCAACACCGUCGGACGCCACCACGAAAUCUCGGGCGACUAAGCCAUACACUACCAGUGAUGUUAGUGAUGAUGCGAAAUCUGUUACCAGUGUUGAACAGGAACCAGCUACUGCAGAUACCGCUACGGAUAUCAAAGAUACUAAAUCAGAUGCCACCAGUGAUGUUAGUGAUGAUGCGAAAUCUGUUACCAGUGUUGAACAGGAACCAGCUACUGCAGAUACCGCUACGGAUAUCAAAGAUACUAAAUCAGAUGCCACCAGUGAUGUUAGUGAUGAUGCGAAAUCUGUUACCAGUGUUGAACAGGAACCAGCUACUGCAGAUACCGCUACGGAUAUCAAAGAUACUAAAUCAGAUGCCACCAGUGAUGUUAGUGAUGAUGCGAAAUCUGUUACCAGUGUUGAACAGGAACCAGCUACUGCAGAUACCGCUACGGAUAUCAAAGAUACUAAAUCAGAUGCCACCAGUGAUGUUAGUGAUGAUGCGAAAUCUGUUACCAGUGUUGAACAGGAACCAGCUACUGCAGAUACCGCUACGGAUAUCAAAGAUACUAAAUCAGAUGCCACCAGUGAUGUUAGUGAUGAUGCGAAAUCUGUUACCAGUGUUGAACAGGAACCAGCUACUGCAGAUACCGCUACGGAUAUCAAAGAUACUAAAUCAGAUGCCACCAGUGAUGUUAGUGAUGAUGCGAAAUCUGUUACCAGUGUUGAACAGGAACCAGCUACUGCAGAUACCGCUACGGAUAUCAAAGAUACUAAAUCAGAUGCCACCAGUGAUGUUAGUGAUGAUGCGAAAUCUGUUACCAGUGUUGAACAGGAACCAGCUACUGCAGAUACCGCUACGGAUAUCAAAGAUACUAAAUCAGAUGCCACCAGUGAUGUUAGUGAUGAUGCGAAAUCUGUUACCAGUGUUGAACAGGAACCAGCUACUGCAGAUACCGCUACGGAUAUCAAAGAUACUAAAUCAGAUGCCACCAGUGAUGUUAGUGAUGAUGCGAAAUCUGUUACCAGUGUUGAACAGGAACCAGCUACUGCAGAUACCGCUACGGAUAUCAAAGAUACUAAAUCAGAUGCCACCAGUGAUGUUAGUGAUGAUGCGAAAUCUGUUACCAGUGUUGAACAGGAACCAGCUACUGCAGAUACCGCUACGGAUAUCAAAGAUACUAAAUCAGAUGCCACCAGUGAUGUCAGUGAUGACACCAGGUCAGAAACAAGUUCUGGGCGGGAUUCGCACACUAAUGACCGCACCGCAAAGAGCCAUGAGACGGAGUCGUGUAGUAGUUCAUGGUAA